Aphis gossypii (cotton aphid) is the source of this 5470-nucleotide messenger RNA. RefSeq names its product PHD finger protein 14. The transcript is spliced from 18 exons. Lineage: Eukaryota; Metazoa; Arthropoda; Insecta; Hemiptera; Aphididae. Gene Ontology annotation, biological process: regulation of transcription by RNA polymerase II. The record is from RefSeq and is a predicted model, not a curated record. The coding region runs from base 642 to 3110 and encodes 822 amino acids.
GCUAACAGUUUUAGCCGACAGCCGUGCUUAUUGUUUUUUACUUACAAAAUUAUUAUAAUUAAUAGUCAAAUAAUUAUAAUAUAAGUGUCGAAGAAAUCCAAAAUUUUGAAUAUUAUUUAAUAUACUUGUUAACUUUAUAUUAUUUAAUUUAACUUGUAUAUCCGGUAUCGCGUAUUUUUUUUUGAUCAUAAAUCAUGAUUGUACCUUCGUACCGAUAAUUUGAAGCACUUAUAAUAACUGACUUAUUAGCGAUGAACUGAAAUGAAACGUAUACUGACUAUACUUUAAACAUGCGCAAUCUUAACUGUCGCAUAUUAAUGUAAUUUUAAGUGUAAAUAGUUUAUAUGCAUAGAUAGCGUGUUGGAUUGUCGCUUCUUAAAAUUUAUGUUUAAUAUGCGCAUACUGCAUUGUGCUUCAAAUUGUUUACACGGGCAAAGUGAGCAAUAUUAGACAUUACGAUUACAUUGUUUACACCAUAGACGUAUUAAGAUCUUUAUAAUUAUAAUUUUUAAUAUUUUUGAUUUGUAUUUAAUGACUCCAUUCACCCUUUUCUACACAUGUGUUUCUAUCUAUUAACUUUAUAAGCAAAUACAAAUUGAAUAUUGUAUUAACUUGACGAAUAAGUACGGAAAACUAAAAAAAUGGAACGUGAUCCCAAUAAAAGAAAAGUCAAACCUCCUUCUAACCCGGAAUUAGUACAUUUAGAUGAUAUAGAUGGUGAAAGUUCAUCUGAUAGUGAUUUCCGUAUUGAAGAUCACUAUGUUAACAGCGAAUCAGAUUCUGAUAGAGCUUCAUAUUUAACGUAUACUGAUGAUGAUGGUAACCAAGAAGAAGAUGAAAAAGAUGAUGAAGAUGAUGUUAGAUGUAAUGAUAGUAAUAUGAUUACUGAUGUCACAAGUAUCGUUACACAUAAUCAAGAUAAUUCUAUGAAAGUAAAUUUAAAAGAAAUAGUUGACAAUAUUCAUAUUUGUAGUAUUUGCUUAGGCGAUGCUAGUGACGAUGUCAAUGAAUUAAUAGAUUGUGAUGAAUGUGGUAUAUCAGUUCAUGAAGGUUGUUAUGGUGUUCAUGAUUCCGGAAGUGUAAGUUCGUCUGUUUCAUCAUGUUCCAUGGAACCAUGGUUUUGUGAAGCUUGUAAAGCAGGCAUAGAAAAUCCGAUUUGUGAAUUAUGUCCUAAUUUUGGUGGAAUAUUUAAGGAAACAGAUUGUGGAAAAUGGGUACAUUUAGUAUGUGCUCUCUAUGUACCUGGUAUAACUUUUGGUGAAGUUACAAGUCUCAGUAAAGUUAUGUUAUUUGCAAAUACUACACCUCGAUGGGGUAAUAAACGAUGCAGUUUGUGUAAAGAUAUGAGAUUUAGUUGCACUGGAGUGACUAUUGCAUGUGAUGCUGGAAUGUGCAGAUCUAAUUUUCAUGUUACUUGUGCUCAACAAGAAGGUAGUCUAUCAGAAGCAACAAGUCCAGAAACUGACCAAACAGAUCCUUUUUAUGCUCAUUGCAAGUUGCAUGUAGACAAACUGGUAGCAAAAAAAAGAAAAAGAAAUUGGGAAAUACUUCAAUUAAGAACAAAGCAAAUGAAAUUAUUGCGUGAACAACAAUCUUCUGAAAAAUCAGCUACAUGGCAACGUAAUCAACGAAGACUUCAAAAAUUACGAUCUAAGUAUUAUGAAAUGAAAAAAAACAAUACAAUAGAGUCAACAUUUAAAUCAAAAGUUCCUCGUCCCAUUACAACAUCAGCUUCAGCAUGUCGAGCCCUUUGGUUAAAAGCUGGCUUAAUGGGUGUAAAUAUGGCUUCCUGUGAAGCUAUUGAAGGACAAAUUAAAGCAUUGCGAGAUGUACCAAAAAAAUGGAAUGUACCUAUUACAUUUAGCUUGGAAUUUGUAAGUUAUUUCAUGGAUAGAAAUUUAAGAUUAACAGAUUUAAAAAAUCAGCUAAAACAUUUUACUGACCAAAAUAACAAACUUCAUGAUGAACAAAUAAUUGUACAAAAAAAAUAUGAUCAAGAGUCCAAAAACAAUGAAAUUCAAAAACAAAAACAUUUGGAACUUAAAAAUAUUAUUACAGCAUACCAUACUGUCAUUAAAUUAUGCAAUCCUAAUGCUAAUAUUUUAGAUUUAGAUAUACUUACUAAAGAAGUUCAAAAUGAUCAUUAUUCAUUUAUAAAAAACAGUUCAACUCCUACUCCUGCUGUCUUAAAAGCAGGUCUUGGAAUAUCAAUCAGUAAUAAUGAUAAUUUAGAAAUUACAGAUAAUGUGGCACCAUUAGGUUUGUAUAAUAAAUGUGGUAUUUGUAGUCGUACAAAUGAUCAACAUUUGUUGGCAAAAUGUGAUACAUGCUAUUUAUACUAUCAUUUGGGUUGUUUAAAUCCACCACUGACUAGAAUGCCUAAGAAAACAAAAUUAUUUGGAUGGCAAUGCAGUGAGUGUGACAAUAGUAAUUCAAAUUCUGAACCAGAAACAGUUGAUCCAAAUGCUCCUAGAAGGUUAAGAUAUGGUGGAAGAGAGCGAUCUAUAUCAGACAGUCAUAGAUCUUCAUCUAUUGUUAAUGAUUUACAGGAUUUCAAUAGUCUUACAGAACAGAAUAAAGUGUCUGGUAUAUCAAAGAAAAAAAAACAUGAAAGGCACAGGGAAAGGUAUUCUCCAGAAAUAAUAACAAAACGAGUAAAGUCUCGCAAACGUAAACAUAAGCACCAUAGGGAUAACAAUACUUCAGAAUUAGAACCAACUAAUGAUUACUUAGUUAAUGAACCACCCCGUCAAGGAAUCAAGCUAUUUAUUAAAUCUGUACCAAGUGCUAGUGGAGUUAAAACAACAUCUUCACAACUACUAAUUGCAUCGCCAGUAGAUGAAACACCUCAAACUUCUGCAAAAACCAAACCAGAAAAGAGUGUUGCACCACUUAGAAUAACCACAACAUUGACAGAUAUUAAAUUGACUCCUAAGUGUGAUACUUGUCAAACAACUGGGACAAGCCUUACAAUGGUUCAGUGUGAUGAAUGCAGUAAAAAUUUUCAUUUUUGUUGUCUUGAUCCCCCAUUGAAAAAAUCACCAAAGGUACGAGGGUACUCCUGGCAUUGUGCUGAAUGUGAUCCAACGGUACAUCAAUUAUUUCUUUAAGUUUUUCAUUAGUCAUUAUAUUAAAAUUUUAUUUGAAAAAAAAAGAAUAAAAAUUAAUUUAUAUUAGUCUGCUAUUGAGUGUAUACUCAAUUUUAAAUAAGAAUAAACCAGCUGGUGUAUGAAAAUGGUCUUAGUUUUGAUUUUUACUAAAAUAAUUGCUAGUAAAAAUUAUAAAACUGCAUCCAACCAUUAUUAUUAAUAAACCAAUUAUUAUGAUUUAUGAUUAUCUAUUGUUUUAAAGCAUGUCAAAGAGAUCUAAUAUUCAUUUCCUAAUUAUUUAUGACAUGUGAAAUGGUUUAUUCUUAUUUAAAACAAGUAUAAUAAGUUUAGGGCUUAGAACCUCUUGCAUAUUUUUUAAAAAAAUUUAAAAUAUUAUUCGAAAUUUCAUUUGAUACUUAAAUAUUUCAUAAUAAAUUAAAAAAUUAAUAUUCAUUAUUUAUUGCAUAUUGCUUAUUUGACCAAAUUCAAGUUAUUUUGCCUAUUUAAAGAUUUUAUGCAUAAUAUUGUUUAUAAAUAUAUAUUAAAGAACUCUCUAGAGCAGUGGUUCUCAACCUUUUCAGUUUUGCAGCCACCUAGAAUCUAAAAUCUAGAUUUAAGUAGGACUACGGACCACUUUGGGUUUUAGUUCGUUUAACUACUGUACUGAUGAUAUAAUAUUAUAUUAUACGGACCGGUACCAUUUCUAUACCGGCGGUUGAGAACCACUGCUCUAGAGCAGGGUCUCCAAACUUUUCUAUUCAAGUGUCAAAUAAAAUAUCAUUGCUCUUAGCGGGCCAAAAGUUUAUACAUACCUAUAUUAUAACACGUCAUACAAUUUUUAAUUUUUAAAUGUUAGAUAUCUCUUCGUAUAUUUACUAUCAUAUAUAGUUGGUGUACUACCACGGCUCGCAUCUUAUUGUAACAUUUUAAAAAAAAAUAAAAAAAUAUUUUUAAUAUGAAUAUAUGUAUUAUAUAAAAUGACUUUUUUUUUUACAUUUUGGCACUUCUAGCUGGCCAUCCCUGCUAUAUGGAGGCUAGCGGGCCAAUUAAAAUUUGUUCGAGAGCCAUACCCGGCCCACAGGCCGUAGUUUGGAGACCUCUGCUCUAGAGCACUCUUAUCUAUUUGAAACUAUAUACAUUUAAUAAUUAUUUUUUUAUUUAUUUUAACUAAAAUGUAUAGUUAGUAAUUCGAGUAUACUAUGUACUUAUUAUUUUUUUUAUUGCAUAAUGUUCUAAGCCCUGAAUUAAUAGUAAAUGGUUAUUUAGUUAGUCAAUGUUUAAAAAUAAUUUUUAGUUUACUCCUUGAAAUCUACAAAUUUUAAUUUUUAAGUUGUAUUAUUUAUCUAUUUAACUCAGUGGUGGCGCAGUGUAAUAAAAUUUAAGUAUAUUAUUCUAUAGUCGCAACAAAAGGAGUAUAUAUUUAUAUAAUAUUUUGUUUAUUUACUAUUUAUGUUAUUUAUUUAAUAAUUUAGUUUUUAGUAGUAUUAGAUAACAUGCCUCCUGUUCAUGGGCGCCCAUUGGGAGGGGCAAGGGGGGCACUUGCCCCCCCUGCACAAUAAAUAUUAAAAACUUGUAACUCAAUAAAUAUUACCAUAAUAUAAUUAUUAUCUUCACAUUUGAGAAUUUUUUAUUUUGACCCCCCCUAAAAUUUUACUUAUGGGCGCCCAUGCUUCUGUUGUCUAGACACACGGAAUGUGUUACAUAAAUUAUGACAUGAUCUGGCUGUUGUAAACCCUAUUCCAAGUCCUGAAACCAACAUAUAUUUUCAUAUUAUUUUAAGCAUUGUUAAAAACUUAAAAUUGUUAUGAUUAUUUGACAAACCUUUUUAUUAGUAUAUAAUAUAAUAAAUUCAUAAUUUUUGAUAUUAGUGUAAAGAAUGCAACCUCAUUAUUAUCACUAAACACGAACUACCACUGAUUUAAUUACAUUAAAAUAAUAUAAAUACAAUUUCUAAAUCUUUAAUUCAGUUAAAUAUUAAUUAUAAAUAAAGCACUCAUGAUUUAUUUGUUAGUAAUUAUUAUGUAUGUAUUUAAUGGUGGGCAGUGGCAUAUUUUUAUUAACUCCCCUUCCGAAUCAAAAAAAAAAAUUAUAGUUAUGGCUGAAUUAAAAUGUAUUAUAUUUACUAAAUUUCAGUCUCUAGUAUAAAAUAUAUUAAAAAUUGGUUUCAAAAGUCAUAAACGACUUUUUUUAGAAAAAUAAUUAUUGUAUGAAGUAUUUUUUGAAUCCAUCCCCCCUCCCAUGAAAAAAUUUGAAAAUAUGCCACUAGUGAUGGGAGUAUACAUAUUAAUUAUUAAACUAAAUUUAAGUAUAAAUAUCACAUUUUGCUUGGUUUUUUUGUUAUUACAGUAAUUAUAGAAAAAAUAAAAUAAUUAUUUGUUUUA